Gossypium arboreum is the source of this 1879-nucleotide messenger RNA. RefSeq names its product protein NRT1/ PTR FAMILY 1.2-like. The record is from RefSeq and is a predicted model, not a curated record. The coding region runs from base 112 to 1845 and encodes 577 amino acids. Gene Ontology annotation, cellular component: plasma membrane. Gene Ontology annotation, biological process: transmembrane transport. Lineage: Eukaryota; Viridiplantae; Streptophyta; Magnoliopsida; Malvales; Malvaceae. Gene Ontology annotation, molecular function: transmembrane transporter activity. The transcript is spliced from 4 exons.
UAUCAUCAACAGCGUACAUUUAUCUCUUUAAAAAGAAAAAAUUUCAUCUGUACUCUCAAAGCUUAGCAAGCAAGCAAGCAAGCAAUUCCAUAGCCUGGAAAAAUCCCCACCAUGGAAACGCCUACAGAUGAACACGGCAAGCUCAGUGAACCUUUCCUUACAUCCUCUCCAUCAAAGGGUGGUUUCAGAACUCUACCUUUCAUCUUAGCAAUGGAGGCCUUUGAAAGGGUGGCUAUCGUUGGGAUAACUACGAAUAUGAUAGUGUAUUUGACGGAAGAAUUCGGCAUGGAAACCGCAACAGCAGCCAAUGUGAUAUUCGUUUGGUCAGCUGCCACCGGUUUCACACCCAUCAUUGGUGCUUUUAUUGCGGAUUCUUAUAUGGGAAAGUACCCUAUGAUCGGAAUCGGAACCAUUAUUGGUUUUCUGGGGAUGAUUCUAUUAUGGUCAACAGCUAUGAUUCCACAAGCAAGGCCAUACUGCGACCAAUUCAACACCAUCUGUGAAGCCCCAGCAAUACCCCAACUUGUACUCUUAUAUUUUUCACUAGGCCUAAUCUCUAUCGGAGCUGGUGGCAUAAGAUCGCCAUUCAUGGCCUUCGGUGUAGAUCAGUUGGAUGAGAGAAACAACUCGCACAGUUUCUUCAAUUGGUGCUAUGUUACACUCAUGUUUUCAUCUCUAAUCGCUGUAACUUUGAUUGUUUAUAUUCAAGAUAACAUGGGGUGGAAAAUGGGUUUGGGGGUACCUGUAAUGCUGAUGUUCCUUUCAGCUUUUUCGUUCUUCUUAGCAUCUUCAUUUUACAUCAAGUUGAAGCCUAAGGCAAGCUUGCUCACUGGUUUGGCUCAAGUUAUAGUGGCUUCUUUCAAAAAUAGGCACAUUGAGUUACCCUCCCAUGCCACAAAUGAAGUUUAUUAUGUCAGAGAGGGAUCGAUGCUUCAAGUGCCAAGUGAAAAACUAAGGUUUCUGAAUAAAGCUUGCAUGAUAAAAAAUCCUCAAGAGGACUUAACCUCGAAGGGAAAUGCUUCAAACCCAUGGAGUCUUUGUACAAUAGAUCAAGUAGAGGAUCUAAAAGCAUUGAUCAGAGUAAUGCCGCUUUGCUCCGCAGGAAUUAUACUGUCCGUAACCGUUAAUCAAGGCUCAUUGAUGGUAAUUCAAGCAGGAACCAUGGACAGACAUGUAACUUCAAACUUUGAAAUUCCAGCAGCUUCAUUCAGCUUGUUUAUGAUGAUCUCUGUGGUUGUAUGGAUCGCAUUCUAUGACCAGAUAGCUCUUCCUUUAGCUUCAAAGAUUAAAGGAAAACCGGUUCGUCUCAGUUUAAAACAAAGAAUGGGGAUUGGUCUUCUUUGCUCUUGUGCAUCCAUGGUAGCCUCAGCAUUUGUAGAGUGUACUCGGCGGAAAAUCGCGACGGAAGAAGGAUUUUCUGAUGAACCGCAAGCCGUUGUGCAUAUGUCUGCACUAUGGGUACUGCCAUUUUAUGUCCUAGCUGGCUUGUCUGAGGCUUUCAAUGCAAUUGCACUGAUUGAAUUCUGUUACUCCAAUUUACCGAAAACCAUGUCAACCAUUGCGGCCAAUGUUAGUGGAUUGGGAGGCUUCACUGGGAACCUGGUGGCCAGUUUAAUAACAAGCAUGGUUGACAAUGUUACUAAAAAAGGAGGGGAAAGCUGGGUUUCGAGUAAUAUGAAUAAAGGGCAUUAUGAUUACUAUUAUUGCCUUCUUGCUGGCUUGAGCAUGCUUAAUUUUGUGUACUUUCUGGUUUGCUGCAAAGCUCACGGUCCUUGUCAUGGAGAUAACGAAAACGAGGCCGAGAACUCAGGAUUAGGAGAUCAUGAGAGUAUAGAUGAUUGUUAAGUUUCUCGGAAUAUACGAGCACUUCAGUUAGGUA